Lytechinus pictus (painted urchin) is the source of this 3660-nucleotide messenger RNA. RefSeq names its product clumping factor B-like. Lineage: Eukaryota; Metazoa; Echinodermata; Echinoidea; Temnopleuroida; Toxopneustidae. Bases 702 to 1574 code for a protein of 290 amino acids. The record is from RefSeq and is a predicted model, not a curated record. The transcript is spliced from 4 exons.
AGACGACAAUAAAACUCCUUCCACCACACAUGAGGGAGCUUUCUAAGAAUUACGAAUGAUAAAUGUUAGCCCACUAUUUUCUACUGACACUAUUACUACCGACAGGUUUUACUCUAUAGUUUGUGUAGACAACGUAACGCGAAAUAGCUUGGUUUAGAAGAGGGCACAACUUCCCACACCCAUGUAUUCUUGGCAGCCAUGCCCCAAUGCUCCUAUUGUCUCGCCAAUGAUUUUAGACUCGGCUUGCAAUCAGGGUUGGCUUUCUUUUUCGAUCCCCUGCACACAGAAGAAUAAAAAAGAACAUACAAUGCCGGUAUUAUACUCUGGAAGGCGUCUCUGACGAUGAUUCAGAAGGCUAUUGAUCCCACGUACACACGGCUGGUGCAGCUUCUCCUAAUACGUGUACCGCAAAAUAUGCGAAAUUAUUUCCACAACAGAAUAUAAUUUUCGGUUGACCAGCCACACCCCUCACGAAGCGGAUAAGAUAAGUUAUGAAGCCCAUGCAACAAAGUUCGACUAGGUUCUGACUGACAGCGGUGUUUCUGGAAAAUUUGCAAUGGGGGAACUUUUUACAUGCGCUUUUAUAUGACAUGAUCGCUUAAUCCACCACAUAUAUAAGGAGAGAGAGAACAUUACUACCAAGUUUGCUCGAGUUUGAAGUUUGCUUUCAAUACUUUUUCAUUGGAAGUUUUAGUAAAAAUAUGGAUGAAGAAGUGCAAGACUCUGUUUCGGCUGAAGAGAGCGUUGCUCAAGAACAGCCAGAUAUAGCGCCACCAACGGACGCUCCUGCAGGUGCUGAACAAGAUAUGGACAAUCCAUCUGCAGGUGAAUUAACAGCUGAUGGAACAGACUUUCCUCCACCUCCACCUCCGGAUAGCGAACCCCCGCCUGAACCCGAAUCGGUACCCGAACCGGUACCCGAACCGGCACCCGAACCGGCACCCGAACCGGCAGCCGAACCAGAAUCCGUAAGCGAUUCAGUACCCGAACCCGAACCGAUGCCUGAAACGGAUCCGCCAACUGAACCAGCAUCAGAACCAACACCCGAAAUUGAUGACGAAGCAAAUGACGUCACAGAUCUUAUAGACAGUGCAGUUGACCCGGAAAUAGAUGAAGCUGCCGUUGACCCCACAGCUGAAAACGAGAUGAUUUCACAAGACGAGGAGAGUCAGGCACCUGCAGAGGUUACAGUUCACCCCGAGACCGAGUCCCCUGUGUCUGCAGAUGGAAAUAGCACGCCCCCACCGAUGUACGACGAGACAUCCGAGGAAGACAAACCUCAGGCAAUCUACCAAAACAGCAUGGUAGCCGAGGACACUGACGGCAUCACAACUCUGGACGAAGAGAUCCCCAACGGUCACGGCGUGAACGGUGACCUGGAUCCAAUCAUCAUGAUGUAUUCCAAUGAAAAGACAUCGUCGACGAGGGCUAGACUGAUCUGUUUUGUCAUGUUCUUUAUCGUGGUGGCCAUCACUGUCAUAGCACUGACCUUCUACUUAGUUCUUUAUUAUGAGAACGGAGAUAGUUCCGACUCAUCAGAAGGUCCGGUGGUAACAACGCCGCGUGCCCCAUAGCCCAGAGCGGACUGACACCAAUAACCUUGGAAACGGAUUUAUAUCGUCACCAUGGUAACCAAACAUUCUUAGGCUGAAACUCAAGGAUUGCCAAAACAAAGCCAGGAAUUCUGACCUAUCUUCGAAUGGAUGCCAGUUCUAAUGUGCAUGAACAUAAUGAGGAGAAGAAUUAUAGUUCCCACAGCACAAGUCAAUUAACUCUGACAUAAUAAAACAAAACGAUACAAAACAUGUAUUAAGGAAUCUAAAAUUGACCGUAUAAUGGCCUUCCUUAAUUCCAGGGAUUGGAUCUUAAAUCUCAUGAAUACUCAUCCCAACGUUCUUUGAAAAAGGUACAGCUCACGUGUUGUAAAAAAACUAAUGUAUCAUGUGUAUUAAUACAGUUUACAGAAGUACAUUAAGGCUACUUGAUAUCUAGAUAUUAAUGUAAAUAUUUAUUUUUGGAGCAAUUUUUUAAAUGUUAUUUUCAUGAACGAAAUAACCCCCAUAUAAACAUGUCUGUCGGCAAUAUGAUGUGAUGUUAUAAACGUACGUCAUGCUCAUUGACGUCAUGGCAUCUCUUAGAGGCUGAAGCCAUAGCCACGCAUCUGUCGGUGAAUCACUGCAGCUGGACCAUCUCCGACCCGCUCUCCGUUUAUGCGUCUUCCUAUAUCCUCUAAGGGAGGGCGCUAUGAGAUUAUGACGUCAUAUGCAUAAGGUCUUUACCUGGGGUUCGAGCUGACCAUGGUAUAAAGCUAUAAUGAUUCACGCUCUUUAGGAAAUUAUUGAAGAAUUGACUGUUUCAUCUUUGUCAUUCAGAAAGCCCAAACGGCAAGCAUCAAUGGUUACAAUGGUCUCUGUAAAGAUGAAUUCAAAUGCUCGAGCGCCUAAUCAGAGAAAUAAUAUUAGUAAUACUUGUAUAGCGCUUUUCACUUUAGUCUCUAAGCGCUCUACAGUCAUGCAGCAUAAUUACCCCGGCCUUAACAGAGCAGCUGUUACGUGCUCUGCGUUUUAAGGAAUACAUUCCUACCAGGUGCCAUGAUCACCUCACCUGGCUUGAGUGCAGCACAGUAGCCGUGUUAAAGCCGGGGUAAUAGUUUGCAGCGCUUAGAAACAUUAUAUUGAACGCUAUAAAUGUUCCAUAUUAUUAAUGUUAUUAAUGUUAUAACUCUUAGAUUCAAAUUCACAUUUUUUUUUUCAUAUGACACACGAUCAAAAUUAAUUACAUCAAAUUCCAAUUGACAUUAAUGAUGGUUUGAUGGCCCGGAAAAGCUAAGAGUCUAUAUAAAAUUUGGUAAGCCGAAUAACAAUUGAAAUAAAGAGACGAAGUAUUCCUCUUACUAAAAGAUAAAAAACAUAUAGGGGUGGUAAAAAACGAGGAAAAACCUUUCGUUUUCAUUAAGAAAAACAUUCAGGGCGACGACUUCACCUUUACUCAUUUGAACAAUACUUGUAGCAAACGUCUGGAAAUUGUUUUAAAUAUAGAUAUCAUUUAAAUAUUGUUAGAAUACUCUUUCUUGUUUUUAUUAUGAAUUUUUUUAAAAUGUAUAUGAUAAUAGUGUUUAUCAGAUUGACUUUGCAUUAACGUAUCUUCCUUUAGUUUAAUAAAGAGCAUAUUGAAUAAGUGGUUGAAAAUAAUUGACUAUAUGGCUGAAAUGAGUCUGGAUGAAUUGUACCAUAUUGUUUCAGUCCUUGAGUAACCUUACUUGAAUGUAUUUUUGUAUUAAACAUUCUUUUUUCUAUUUUGCUAUCCUUUUUUGUAUACAUUUCACUGAGUUUGAUUGAAAAUGUAAUAGUGACGUAAACUGUUAUAUUGUUCCUUUUGAUUACGUGUUGAUUAUGUAUGGGUUAUAUGAUUUGUGAUAUCAUCAGUUGAAGCAGUAUUGUCUAAUAUUUUGUUUGAAUUAGAAUAACCCCCAUAAUCUUUUUUUACAAUCAUGUUAGGUAUUGAUUGUAAAUAGGGAAAUAUAGGCCUAUCUAGUCUUUGUUUUUGUAAAGUUAAUGGAUUGAAUACUUUAUACCGGCAGGAAAGGUAAUUGAGUUACAUUUUUAUGUGAAUGUGUAAAACUAGAAUCAUGAAAAGACAAUAAAUAUUAAUACAUUUUUA